ACACCCACGUAAUAACAGGAUAUGGCAACCGCGCAUUAUUGAUUACGCGAUGUAAACAAAAGGUCAUGAUUUGUUUGUUUACAAAUUGCGUCGAGACCACCUGCCCAUUGAAUAUCGAUAAAACAAGGGGUAAUUGAAGGGUGACAUUGGGCUACGAGAGCGGAAAUUCAUUCCUAGUAAAAUGUUUGCCCAGAAAACUAUACUGUCACCUAUGAAUUCCUUGUUAUAUCUAAGCACAGAAAGUGUGUUUAAGAAUAUGGCAAAGUUUAACACAGAUGAAUUGGAACUGCUGUCGAUAUUGCCAGCCAACAUCAAAAACGAUUUGUUGCACAAGUUUACAAAAGCAAAGUUUUUAUGGAACAACAUUGAUUUCCCACAAAUGCUGAGACGGUUGAUCCAUAAGGAUGCUAGGAAAUUAGAUUUAACGGCAUGUGCUGUUAAUGAUGAGAUAUUGGAAAUAUUGCAGCCAUGCAAGAAGUUAGAUGCAGUGUCAAUAAAAAAUGUAGAUGAGAAAUCAUUGUCCAAGAAUGGCUUACUAAAGUUCAUACCUCAAUUAAAAUAUGUUAAAUUAUUGACAUUGUCAAAAUGCGAAUCUGUAGAUGACGAUGUUUUGCAGUGUGUAGCAGAUAAUUGCAAAUUAUUAACAGGCUUGGACAUUGGGGGUUGUACAAAAAUUACAGAUGAAUCAAUCAUUGGUAUAGCACGUUUGGAAAACUUAUUAUAUUUGACAUGCUCACAAACGCAGAUAUCUGAUAAAGGAAUUGACCAUUUAGUACAUGGACCAAGUGGUGUACAUCUGACAGAAAUACGUUUAUCUAAAUGUCCAAAUUUGACGGAAAAUAUGUUCAGUCUUAUUGGAUUGAAUUGUCCAAACUUGAAAAUUUUCGAUGUUUACAACUGCAAAAAUGUGAAUUGCUUUAGCUUGCUGGAGGGAAAAUUACAGAAGUUGAGGCAAAUUAAUUGGACUAUUGAAUGGUGAACAAAUCACUAUGUUUUUAAUUUUUUCUAAUGGGCACCCAAC
Messenger RNA from Nicrophorus vespilloides, 1021 nucleotides. RefSeq names its product protein AMN1 homolog. The coding region runs from base 182 to 979 and encodes 265 amino acids. The record is from RefSeq and is a predicted model, not a curated record. Gene Ontology annotation, cellular component: SCF ubiquitin ligase complex. Lineage: Eukaryota; Metazoa; Arthropoda; Insecta; Coleoptera; Silphidae. Gene Ontology annotation, biological process: SCF-dependent proteasomal ubiquitin-dependent protein catabolic process. The transcript is spliced from 6 exons.